UUUUGUUACAAAUUUUAUAAGAUUGACAUGAAAACUUGAUAUUGUACAAGUGAUGUAAUUAAACGGUUAAUUCAAUUACAUAUUUAUUUUUUCGAAUGUCUUGCUUUGAGAUAAAUUUUUGCUUAAACUUUUAUCCACGAAACAGUUGUAUAGUUGCGUCUAUUAUCAUUUUACAUGUGCGUGAAAGAUAUGUCAGAACAUAAGAGUAGAUGUACGUAGAAUUGUAGCUGUUUUGACAAUGUAAUACCUAAUGAAUGUAAGCAAUAUUUUUCUCCUUACGAACUCUUAUGUGUGGCAGAAAGGAAUAAAAAGCCGUUGUAAUGUUACGGACAAGUGCAAAUUUGGUUAGUUAGGAUUUGACAGCCGGCAGGCUUGUCGUAAGUGAUUUACGAUCGGUUUUCUAUAAAAAUGAACAGUCGCAGUAGCGUAAAUGAAACGAAUUUGGUGAAUUUCUCGGCGGAGCUGUCAACAUUAAACCAGUUGGAUGCAAAAGAUGGAUUGCUGAGUUUUCCCUUCGAUCACAUAUACGCGUGUCAUUCUCAAAGUUCAGAAAGAAGGCAGCCACUUCUGUUGGAAAAAGAAGUUGAAGUAUCCACGCACUGUGUUACUACAGAAGAGAAAAAGAAUGCAAGUUCUUCUGAUGUGACAAGGCUAUCAGAACAGCUCACUGUUUCUGAAAAUCAGAACAAAAAGCUUAAGGAUCUGUUAAUCUAUCAUUUGGAUCUAAUUCAGCAACAAAACGAACUUAUUAGCAAAAGAGAUAAAUUGUACCAAACACUGAAACAGGAAAAUGAUACACUUAAGGCAAAAUUAAUUCGAAUGGACAGAAGAGUAGGAUUGAGUCAACGGCACACUGUCAAUCCUCCUUUAUACACACCAACUUCAACAAUCACAUCGGGCAUCCUUAAGAACGAACAAGGUGCUUCUCAUAUUAUGUUAAAUAGCUUUACAGAACUACUUUUACCAGAUAAAGGAAAUUCAUGUCUUUUUGAUAACAAUAAACCUUUUGGACAGGGAACUUUCGGGAUAGCAAGAACGACUAGAGAGACAGACGUACCAAAUUACUCGUCAGGUGAUAUAAAAGUCCCGGCCUUCGAUAAAAAACAUAAUUGUGAUAAUUACAAAAUGAUUGACAACAAGAGAUCAAUUAUUAAGAAAGAGGUGAAGACUGAAAAUCGUGCGGAGGCCCUGUACACGGUUACUUCGAACAGCGGCACUCCGGUUAUCCAAAGAAUACAGAGAAAUAGACGAAGGACCUCUGGAAUUGGCAGUUUGAGUCGCAUGUCAAAGACUCCCAAGACGCAACCGACGGAAACAUCCACGUCUAAAAAUAAAACAAACACCGAUCCACCGUAUGAUCGGUCUUAUAGUGUCAACAAAAAGUCGAAAAUGAUAAACACCUACGGGAAGUCAAGGAAUUCAACCAUACCAAAGCGGACGAGCCAAUUCACAGGAUCAUUGUCUGAUAGAUUACGGCUAAUUGACACAACACCUACAGGGGAGGACCCCUAUCAGCUCGGCGAAGCGGAUAUGAGGGAACAGUCGCCGAUUCCAAAACUAAUGUUACAAAAAACCAAUCACGGACGAAUGAAGAUUUGCUCGGAUUCCGGUGAAACUUCGCGACGUAUCUAUGAUAUACCAGACACCAAAACGAAACUGAACAGGUUCAUGUCCGCUUACGAACAAGCCAAGAAGGACCCAGAGAAGACGAUGAUGUUCGAUGAACCAGCUGAUGACAUGCUGAAGGGUGAACCGGAAAUCGAUUGGCGGAUGUUCUCCGAUAAACCUGUGAAUGAAAGCAGCCUCUGUGAUUUUGCAUUUGGGGAGACGAAUAGUAAUUUGUCCUCAAUAAUACCGUCGUUAGACGCUAAUGAGUUUCAGGAAUUGUUCACAUCAGACGCAGCGCUGAAUUUGGAUAACUUAAAUCAAUUGGAUUAUCCAACGGACAAAUUGAUACCUGAAAAGACUAAGAGACGAAACGCGCGUACUACGAGUCUAAUAAGCCCUACAGAUGAAGAGGGCGUAGAAAUAAAACGGGGUGCUCCUAGCACGCGGGGUAGAAAAAGGGCAUUUUCUGCCAUUAGCCUGGGGAAACAAAGUGCAAAGGGGCCGGCUAAACCAAGAGCUACUCGAGGCAAGGCGGCAACUCGAGGUAAAAGAUCCCCUGUACCUGGAAUGAUGACGAAUAAACCAUACCCCACGUUGGUUGGCGAUAAAGAUCUUUCCUGGUAUUUUGGAUUAGAUCCAGAUUUGAAGCUCGAGGACGUCGAUCCUCCAGCGGAUAGCCAAGCGUCUACUGUCGAGGUACCGAGGUGGCGGGAAAAGCCGUAUACAAGUUGUUACACUCUCGAAGGUACAGAGAAUGUCGACGAUAAAGUUUUUGAGAAAAGACAUCAGAAGUUAGAAGCUGAGGAGAGGCGGCAGUUAAGAUGGCACAUGAGGCGGAUAAGGGAGCAACGUCACGUCGAACGUCUACGUUUAAGACAGAGGGAUUCAUGGAGUUCCACAGUGAGCGCGCCCUCCGUGUAUUCAGUAUGGCCAAGACCCCAACAGGACGCCAGGUUUAUCGAGAUAACCAGUGACUUGCCUGUUACGGGUUUUGGCGAACCUUUACCGAAGCUGCCAGAGUCUGACUUCAUGCUGCCAUGGGUCCGGACGUCGAAAGCUUUGAAGAGAUCAAAACGAUCUAAAACUCUUCACUGAGGGUUUGCUCUGGAUUAUCUCAUGGAUCAGCUGAGAAGUUGAUGAAUGUUUUCAAGCCAAGUGCAUGUUUCGUGAUAGUGCAUCUAUGGAACUUCAAACAAUCUAUAUUAAUAAGUAUCAAGGACAUUAUCUUCAUCCUCCUGAGUCCUUGUGGUCAUACGUAACGUAAUGGACACUCGCGUUUAGUCCUGGCGUUACGUCUAAUUACUUGACCAUAACGGCCGAAUGAUCUUCAUGCAGAACAAAUUGUAAAACACCAAAGAUAAAACUAUAGCGGCUUGAUUCAAACGACCUCUAUUUCAAAGUGAGCCUGUCCUCUUUAACAAUGGUAAUUCAUAUAUUCUAAUCGCCUAAAUAGUUCAAAAUUAUUUCGUGUUGAGCUGGCAGAGGUAAGUAUAUCUUAUACAUUUAAAAAUCAAUUUGAUAACGUAUUGCCUGAAUUUUUAUGCUAUCAACAAUAUUAAAACUCGGUUUAUCAUGAAUUUACUUCGUUAAUAAUUACAAUUAUUGGUCUUUAUAAGUAGUUAAAGAUGCCAUGCUUUGUCAGUCGGUUGCGGUUGCAUGAAUGUUUCGUUCGUUUUAUUUUAAAAAAUAUUGAUUGUUUUUAGCUAUGAAGAAAAAGGACGUAAGUCAGAUAACCAAGUCAAAAUAUAAACAUGACGUUACUAACGAAGGUCCUGAGUAUACUGUGUCUGAUCUACAUACAUAUGACCUUGAAGCUUUAAACUCUGAUAUAGGGCGAACGGAACGAAACGUCUACUGAAAAUACAGAGGCAGAGUUCGCAUUAGAAGCUUACGAACGUCGGUUACGUCAAAUCGUCGCGAUUCUGUGUCUGUUAAGAAAUAAUUUACCUGAACACGUGUUCUUUCUUUUUAUUGACACUGAUUAUUACAAAGACUUUUCCUGUAUCUUUAAAUUGAUUUGUUGCUUUCGAGGUGUUUUUGUAGCUUUCUUUAUUAUUUAUUUUAUUAUGGAAUAUAUUAUUUGUUUUAUUUAUGAAACCCGUGCAAACAUUUACUUCGUCUGAAUAUCAGUUAUGAAAUUACGUUUAUAAAAAUCGUGAGUGAUAAUAAAUCAUAGUAAGCGUUUCUAUCUCUCAUGAAGUAUAUAAUCAACUUUGUUUUAACGGCAAAAUUGCCAAAGCAAGGUUCAGGACUCAAGACUUUGUGAAUCAAGUUCUGCAUAAAGUACAUUCGGCUUUUACGGCAGUGUACUUAUAUUUUGCUCAGGUCUCAGGAGUGUAUUAUAAGGAGUAAAGUAUGUAGUCGAAACUAUAAAUGUAUAUUUAGCUAGUGAAUGAUAUUUGCUUUAUAUACAAUUGAUUUGAUCAUAUAAGCAAUAAACUGGUUGCUAUAACAUUAAUUUAAUAAUGUCGAAGUCAAUGAUCUUGGCAGUUGUUAACGUUUUAUUUGUAAUUAAACUAACUACCUUUAUUGUUACUGGUUUACCCAUUAAUGGGUUAAAGUAGGUCCCAGCUUCGAAGGACAAAAAUAUUUUAAGGAAAGAUUUGAAAUAAUUAUUGUUACAAUCGUCUAUAAUUAUGAUAGUCUAGAUGUUGCUUGCGGAUAUCGCUCACGUCGAUAUAUAUUGUUUCGUUUGUGUCGUUUCGUUGAAAUUUAUGCUCUCUUGAUUGCUGUUACUUAUCGACUUUGGUCAC
Molecule: messenger RNA, 4361 nt
Organism: Vanessa atalanta (red admiral)
Lineage: Eukaryota; Metazoa; Arthropoda; Insecta; Lepidoptera; Nymphalidae
Gene: MSL1
Exons: 11
Coding region: 409-2703 (764 amino acids)
Cellular component (GO): MSL complex
Source: RefSeq, a predicted model, not a curated record